Messenger RNA from Phlebotomus argentipes, 2739 nucleotides. It is a transcript of the gene lbk, whose product is annotated as leucine-rich repeats and immunoglobulin-like domains protein 3. The record is from RefSeq and is a predicted model, not a curated record. Bases 160 to 2661 code for a protein of 833 amino acids. Gene Ontology annotation, biological process: toll-like receptor signaling pathway; immune response. The transcript is spliced from 5 exons. Gene Ontology annotation, cellular component: membrane. Lineage: Eukaryota; Metazoa; Arthropoda; Insecta; Diptera; Psychodidae. Gene Ontology annotation, molecular function: transmembrane signaling receptor activity; protein binding.
AACAAUGGUGGACAUCUUGCAAGUGCGUCGAAUCAGUGCAGGAAUUCUUUUCUAAUUGCAAAAUCCAGGACAUUGAGCUGGAGGAGGUGGUGAAAAAUAGCCCAAGUGGAGUGUAGAGAGUGCCAGGCAAACGGAAUGGGUGUGUAGUCGCCCAUCUGGAUGCUGUGGGGGCUGCUGCUGUUGGCGUUGGCUGGGGCCUCGGACCCCUGCCCCAGCCAGUGCGCCUGCCUCGGCGUCUACGUAGACUGCGGCAAGAGGGGUCUCCAGGACGCCCCGCGAUUGCCUAAUUGGAUGGAGACACUGGAGUUGUCGGGCAAUCGACUAGGAGACUCUGUGACGUUGCAGGUGGCCAAUCUGUCCACCCUGCGCGAAUUGAAGCUAAACAAGAACCGUCUGCAGCACAUUCCCCUGUUCGAGGGGCUUCACCAUCUCACGGCACUUUCCCUGAGUCACAAUCGCAUUGAGAUGGUGGACGCGGAGGCGUUGGAGCGCCUACCGAAGCUGCAACACUUGGAUAUCAGCCGGAACCUCAUCACCCACCUGCCCAGGGACACGUUCCCGACCGCUUCACGUAUCCGCAGUCUCAAUCUCAACUACAAUGCUAUUGAGAGUGUUCACGGGCGUGCUCUGGAACCUCUGCGACAUCUCACGGAGCUCAAGAUGAACGGAAAUCGACUCACGGUGAUCGAGCAUGACACUUUUGCUCAUCUCUCGAGUCUCCGGAAGCUGCAAAUCACAGAUAACAAACUGGAAGUGAUCCAGGCACUGACGUUCAGGAACUUGGUGCACCUGAGAACGCUGAGGAUGCGUCGCAAUCGCAUUCACACACUGAUGGACGGGGCAUUUCACGGCUGCGUGAGCCUCACUUCGCUGGAACUGGACGAGAAUGGCAUCGGAAGUGUGAGCAAGCGGUGGCUGUUCAAUCUCACCAGUCUUGCACACUUGUCUGUGUCGCGGAAUCGCGUGAGUGAGAUUGAGGCCGACGCGUGGGAGUUCGUGGGACACCUGGAGGGGCUCGAUCUCUCCGGGAAUCGCCUGUUGGGUAUCGCGAGAGCCACACUGGCGGGCUUGGGUGAUCUUAAGCGCUUGUCUGUACGUGAUAAUCGGCUCAGCGCUGUGGAGGAGGGCGCUUUUGGGGCCACGCCGCGGCUGCAAAGCCUCGAUCUCAGUGGCAACGAGAUCUCGUGGGCCGUGGAGGACAUGAAUGCUCCCUUUGGGGCUCUUCAUCACCUCAGGAGCCUUCAUUUAGCGGCUAAUCGCAUUAAGAGCGUGAGCGAGAAGGCUUUCCUGGGCCUCAACGCUCUACAGCGUCUCGAUCUCACCGGAAACAACCUCACGAGUCUUCACAGUGAAUCACUGGAUCCCAUGCCAGGGCUUAGGGAUCUGCUGAUCAACACAACGAGUCUGCUGUGCGACUGCCACCUGCAGUGGCUGACACAGUGGAUUGAAGAGCAUCCAAAUGUGCUCAAGGGUGAUGCAGUGUGUAAUUUCCCAGUGGAGCUGCGCCACAAGACGCUCGGUGAACUGCUGACGGAGAAUCUGACUUGCAGUGACACUCCGAGGCCGGCCAUUCUCAGUCCACCGGCUGCCCAGAUGGCGAUUAAGGGUAGCAACGUGACGCUGGAGUGCCGCGCCACCGCUUCAGCGCCGAUGGUCUUCCAGUGGCGGAAGGACAAUGUAGAGUUGAGUGCCAUUUAUGAGCGCAGCGAAGAAGUGAACGCCACUGAGGCUACUUCGCGUGUGCAUUUGAAGAAUGUGUCCCAGGAGCACGCGGGGCGCUACCAAUGUGCCGUUGGAAAUGCCUUUGGUGUCACCUACAGUGCCAAAAACCUUCUAGCAGUGGGCAUCUUGCCUGUGUUCCUGAAAGUGCCCUCAAAUGUGACUGUGGCGGCCGGAGCGACGGCAAGGCUGAAUUGCGGCGCCACAGGUGAUCCGAAGCCGCAGAUAUCGUGGCAGAAAGACGGUGGGAAUGACUUUCCGGCGGCCAGAGAGCGUCGAAUGCAUGUCAUGACGGAGGAUGAUGCAUUUUUCAUCAUCCACGCUAAGACGAGCGACCAGGGCGUCUACACGUGCACAGCUGAGAACUCUGUGGGAGUCAUGAAGGUCAAUGCCACACUCUUGGUCCAAGAGGCGCCAUCCUUCGUGCGCCCGAUGGAGAGCAAGGAAGUGUCCGUGGGCGCGGCUAGUGUGCUGGAGUGUCUGGCCGGCGGAUCGCCCAAGCCAAUGCUGCGGUGGACUAAAGACGGUGCCCCCAUCGACCCCACGGAACGUCAUUUCUUCGCCGCCGAGGAGCAGCUCCUCAUCAUCGUGGCCACGCAAGCGGCGGACGCAGGAGCGUAUGAGUGCGAGAUUCGCAAUGAGCUGGGCGUGGCGAUUGGAGGAGCGCGUCUCAGUGUCAUCGCGGCUCCGCGGGCCGCCACAACCGUGAACGACAUCGUGGGAAUCGUGGUGAUCACGGUAGUAUUGUGCGCCGUUGUAACGUCGAUUGUGUGGGUGGCGAUCAUCUACAAGACGAAGCGCACCGCGGAACCAGAGUCGGCGAUCCCCAGUGAACUGCCGCCGCCGCCGAGUGCUCCCGAUGACUUCCUGGUAGUGAACAUCCAAGUGAACCAGCUGCAACGCAUGCUGGAUGAGCCUUCAGAGGCACCACAGAGUAGCUAAAGUAAAAUGUACGAAAAAUGACUGAUGUUCUUGUAUGAGAAGAACUAUACAAUAAAGAAAAUUAAUGUAUUUCACGAU